AAAAUGUGUCCCGAAGCGGAGGCGAGCCAAGCUUUGUGUCAGGCGCACGCUCGCGGCUAGUUGUUUAGUUCGUUCAGUGAAAAUGAGACGCCACGUCCACUGAUAUUGAAAAUUCACCGCGUUCAAGAAAAUAAAUCUGAAGUUUUUCAUACUAUAAGCUUUACAAUAAACAUACUUUUUAGUGUUUCAUAUCUCUAACAUGGAGGACCUCGACAAAGAACAAAUCAACAUUUUGAAGAAAGCUUUUGAAGCAUUCGACCAAGAGAAAAAGGGUUGUAUAGGAACAGUCAUGGUGGGUACAAUCCUAGGCAUGCUGGGGCACCAGGUCUCUGACGAAAGUCUUCAAGAAAUCAUUACCGAGGUAGAUGUUGAUGGUUCUGGUGAAUUGGAGUUUGAAGAAUUUGUAACAUUAGCAUCACGGUUCAUGGUGGAAGAAGACGCGGAAGCAAUGCAACAAGAACUAAAAGAGGCAUUCCGUUUAUACGAUAAAGAAGGUAAUGGUUACAUCACAACUACAGUAUUAAGAGAGAUCCUAAGAGAAUUAGAUGAUAAAAUCAGCGCUGAAGAAUUGGAUAUGAUGAUUGAAGAAAUUGAUUCUGAUGGUUCAGGAACCGUUGACUUUGAUGAAUUCAUGGAAGUGAUGACGGGAGGAGACGACUAAAUAUAAGCAAAAUAAGUAACAUACAUUUUUAUAUCUAUUGAAAUGUCAUAAUAACGUUCCUAA
Papilio xuthus (Asian swallowtail) is the source of this 724-nucleotide messenger RNA. RefSeq names its product Troponin C at 41C (gene TpnC41C). The transcript has 6 exons. Lineage: Eukaryota; Metazoa; Arthropoda; Insecta; Lepidoptera; Papilionidae. Gene Ontology annotation, cellular component: myosin II complex. Bases 200 to 661 code for a protein of 153 amino acids. The record is from RefSeq and is a predicted model, not a curated record. Gene Ontology annotation, molecular function: calcium ion binding.